Messenger RNA from Suillus subalutaceus, 805 nucleotides. RefSeq lists its product as uncharacterized. The record is from RefSeq and is a predicted model, not a curated record. The coding region runs from base 84 to 599 and encodes 171 amino acids. NCBI's taxonomy places the organism in Eukaryota, Fungi, Basidiomycota, Agaricomycetes, Boletales, Suillaceae. The transcript is spliced from 7 exons.
CCACAAACGCGCAUAAAGUUAAACUUUUGACCGACUCGGAUUAGCCAGAUAGACUCACUUGUUUUCUCAUUGAUAUCAUCCAAAUGCCCAGAAGACGCGUGCCAUCAGGGCCAGGUAGACCUCCUUCUCAACCACCAUCCGGAGACGAAGGAGACAUAGAUUUCAAGCACUCUCAGGGCAGCAGUGAUGACCACAACGAAACGUUCGCGGUCGUCGCAGCGGAGUUUAAAGCGACCUGGGAGAAAAAGCUGAGGGGACGCGAUGAUAAGAUAGUACAGACGACACAAAAGGAACUCCACCUUGCCCUCCAGAACAAGGAAACCGAAAUAGCCAAUAUCAUAAAUGAUAUGGAGGCCCUUCACCAGGAUUUCCUCGAACAAUAUGCGAUUCUAGAAGACAAGAAGCGCAAAAUCACAGCUGCGAUUGCUGAAGCCCAGGAAGAACUUAUACCGCUCGCGGUCAAAUGCCACCAAGCGAAUAUCAGCCUCGGACACGAGGUCGAGAACGGCCAACUGGAAGGGAUGGCCCUCAUCAAGGGUGCUUGUCAGUCCACGCGGGACAUUGCCCAGGAACUAGGCACAUCACACUUCGAUUGCUGAAUGAUAGCACGAUAUAUUGUUCCCCCUUGACCAGCUUGGUCUGUAUUAAUUGUUUGUAGAUACGGUCGGCCUAGCCCAUGUUAAUAGACUGCAUAUAUGGACUGCUCGACAUGUCAGCCGUUUCAUCCCCGCUUCCGCAUUGUAUGACAUGGGCGGCCAGCAGUUUUACCUCGCCGCUGAACAUCAUAUAUCAAUAAGUCGUCAUG